UCAAAUUUUAAUCUUCAGUGGCCCAAAGAAGCCCCGAACGAGGAACGGAGAAGAGGGUUCUACGGGGGUUUUUGGAAGGGGUGAACUUCAAUUGCGGCGAGGGAACGGGCAAGAAAUAGGUUAGGGUUUCGACGGUCUCUAUGGCGAAGAAGAAAAAGCAGCAGUAAGGAAAAGCGAAGAUUUGCGAAGGGCAAAGGAAAAAGAUGGCUGGUGCCAAGAAGAACAAUGUGGUCCGGAAGUACAACACAAGGCAAUGCUCUCGCGGGAAGAGGCCCUCCCCUUCUUCUUCUUCUGGUCCUUCUUGCUAUCGCGGGAAGAAGCCCUCCCCUUCUUCUUCUUCUGGUCCUUCUUGCUAUCGCGGGAAGAAGCCCUCCCCUUCUUCUUCUUCUUCUUUUGGUCCUUCUUGCUAUCGCGGGAAGAAGCCCUCCCCUUCUUCUUUUUCUGGUCCUUCUUGUCCUCCUCCUCCCGCACAGCCUUCUUUCUUUAAGAUCAUGCUCGGUGGUUUCAAAGAGCACUUGUUCAUACCGCCAAAAUUCGCUAAAAGAUUAGUUGGCUUAGUCAAUCAGAAUGUAUGUCUUCAAGAUUGUCUUGGAAACUCAUCAAGUGUUAAAAUCUCUGUGGUUGAUAGUUCUUUGGCUUUUCAAGAAGGAUGGCAUGAUUUUGUGUUGGAUCAUUCCAUUGAUUUUGGGGAGUUUUUGGUAUUCAAAUAUCUCAGUAAAUCAUUGUUUUCUGUUCAAGUUUUUGGCAUUGAUGCCUGUGAAAGAGAAGAAUUUGGCGAAAGAAAUGGCAAUUCUUCAUGCACAAGGAAGACAAGUAAUGCAGAUUUGUCCCUUGGAAGGUUACAGUUUUGUAAAAGGCGUAGAACUUUUGAAGUAUCAAAAGAUGAAUCUUGUCCUGGUAAGAAACAUCUGGGAACGAAAGAUGAUUCUUCUGAUUCUGAUGUGCAAAUUUUAGAAGAUGAAUGUGUUGCUAAAGAUGCGGUGGAAUUUGGUAAUGAACCCAAAGAAACUCCUCAACAUCACCAUGAUCCUGGAAGUUCACAAAUUGCAGAUGUCAUAGAUCUAACUGGUCCACAGGUCAAUAUGUUCAGUGGACAGGUUAUAGUGGAACCUGAAGAAAAUGUUCCUGUUGAGCGAUCCAAAACAUGUGUUGCUAAAGGUGUGGCGGAAUUUGGUGCUCAACCCAAAGAAACUCCUCAACAUCACCAUGAUCCUGUAAGUUCACAAAUUGCAGAUGUCAGGGACCUAACUGGACCGCAGGACAAUAUGUUCAGUGGACUAGUUAUAGUGGAACCUGAAAAAAAUGUUCCUGUUGAACGAUCCAAAACAUGUGUUGCUAAAGGUGUGGUGGAAUUUGGUACUGAAUCCAAAGAAACUCUGCAACAUCACUGUGAUCCUGGAAGUUUACAAAUUGCAGAUGUCAAGGACCUAACUGGACCACUGGUCAACAUGUUCAGUGGACAAGUUUCAGUGGAACCCAAAAGAAAUGUUCCUGUUGAACGAUCCAAAACAUAUGUUGCACAUGGAAUUUUAUUGGAUGACCAGAAAACAGUUGAAACUGGGAUUCAUUUUGACCAUAUGGUGACAUUCCAAUUGGUUGAACAAAGCUUGUCAGGUCAUGAGGAUAGCCAUGGCAAAUCCCAUACUGCACCAACAGUUGCGUGCAGAAGAUCUAAGACCAAGGAUCAGAUUGUAAGCUGUUGGGGGACCAACCCUUAUAAUUCUAAAUUAGAUUCCUCACUGCCACAAAACGAAACUAAGAAUUAUCUAGCAGAAGAACCGGAAGAACACAAAAUCAAGAAGAUUGGUUUGAAGGGACACUCCACUCCUGAAGUUAUGACGGCAAUUUUGGUUGCAUCUGAGAUGGUUGCUUGCAAAUUUCUUCUCACAGAGGAAGGCAUAUGCCACAUUGUCAAUGACUAUGAGAAGAAUGGACUCGGUGCAGUUACAGUAACCCCUAUUUGUGUUUCCACCAUGGAAAUUGGUACUUGCAUAGACUGCAAUCACAGUGUUACCAUGUCUAAUGAUGCCUCCUGUCAUCUUGAAAGUGUUCCUGAAGUUAAUUUCCAUGGACCUGCAACAUACUCUAUUGAAACGAGCAAUGGCAUGCAUACAUAUGAAGAGAAUGGAAAUGCCCCAGGAUUUUUAUCCGGAAAAGACUUUUCUAAAUUGGAUGGAAGUGUCAGAAGUAUACUACAGGAUGUACCUGGUAUAGACACUCCUCAGGGAAAUUCAAUCAGAUAUGGAAUGAUGCUGGAUGCCCUUCCAGUAGAGGAUGAGGAUGCUGUCUGCAUGAGAAGUCAAAAUCUUGAACCUGUUGAAGUUGAUAACAUGGAUUUAGAUGACCUAUCUUUAGCAAAUUCUUUCUGCUUCAGGUUAACUUUAUCGUCCAGCAACAGGUGCCAGCUUGCGUUGCCACUUGGUAUUCCAUUUCACAUGAGACAAGAACGGAAAGACAUAAUUCUCCGGGAUCCAUCUGGCAGAUCAUGGCCGGUCUUGUACCAUGAGAGCAACCAGUUUAUAGGAUUUUUAAAUGGGUGGGAGGAAUUUGCAACAGCAAACAAUCUUCAGCAGGGAAAUCUGUGUGAGUUCUUUGUGGUAACUGGUGAGCCUGAUCCUACAUUCCAAGUGCAGAUAAGGCAUACAUGAUCCCAUACGUGUCCUGAACAUAUGAUGUCUAUACAUGCAUUUUGGUCAUAGUAUAUAUUAUCCGUUUGUGCUCUACUUGAGGAGUAUUAUGUACAUAGGUUUGACCACCCAGCACAAGAUGCUGAAUUACCAAGUAAAUAUAUGUUUAUGCUUUGAUAUUUUCAUC
Molecule: messenger RNA, 2814 nt
Organism: Musa acuminata AAA Group (dessert banana)
Lineage: Eukaryota; Viridiplantae; Streptophyta; Magnoliopsida; Zingiberales; Musaceae
Exons: 5
Coding region: 204-2648 (814 amino acids)
Molecular function (GO): DNA binding
Source: RefSeq, a predicted model, not a curated record